CAAAUGCACUUGUGUAACAUCGUUAUCUUCAUGUACAUUGUAUAAAAGCUCUAACAUAUAUCUCUCUUGGUACUGCUUGGAAGAUAAUGCACUGGCUUUGACUAUCCGACCAGGACCAUAACAAAUGCCAAUGGCGAGGCUAAAGGCACGAGUGAUCAUCUACUCCUUGAUAUCCAGUUAGAUAACACAUGCACGUUCCGACAGAUUUGAAGGUGUUUAGAGAAAAAAUUCACGACCUUUGACAGAAAGACUGAGCUGAAAGGCUUGUUAUAUCCGUGACUUGAGAGACAACAGGUGCCAGCAGAGAUUUGAGCAUGGGCACAACUUACGUUAAUGAUUCGAGAAAAGAAAUACCCAACAAAAAGUUUCCAAGCGGUUUGGGAUCUUGAAAUUCUCACAGAAAAAUUAUUAACAUUAGAGUAUUUAAGAGCACCCAGACACCAUGGAAUUGGGCUACGAGGUAUCGAUGAUUACUAUACAGGCGGUCCUGAUAAUAUUGAUCGGGUUUGGAAACAUUUUGGUCAUUGCUGCAUAUUUUCGAAGCGAAAAGUUGCAGACCACGACGAACUGGUUUGUAGUUCAGCUGGCCGCCGCUGACUUGCUGGUCGCACUGGGGAUGCCUCUACAAAUUGCCAUGUUUAUCCGAGACGAUGUUGUCCAAGAUCUACACGUGUGUAUUAUCCGCUAUAGUUUGCCCAUGAGCUCGAUAACCGGUUCGGUACUUUGUCUUCUAGCUAUAAGCGUGGACAGAUAUGUCUCAGUUAUCUACCCGUUUUACUACAAGAGCGUGAACGUUCUGACAGCCAAAACUAAAGGACUCGGUGUUGUCUUCGUUUGGGUGCCCUCUGCAUUUGUGAUCGUUACGGUUCACUUUUUCGGGUUUGAUGACAGGCGACCGGGAGACGUGGGGAAGAAGGAAUGUGACUUACAGUACGUUCUGAAGCCAGACUUCAUUAAAUAUAUUGUACUGCCAGUGUUCAUCGUGCUAUCUCUAGUUAUAAUAGCGUUAUAUUCAAGAGUUUUCCACUUGGCUGGAAGGCACGCAGCGGCAAUAGCUUCUCUCACGGAGCAUCUGUCAGUAGUAAGUAACCCUCGACUGAAAAAUAGCCCGCGGCAAAUUCACAGGAAAAACAUGAAGAUUUUGAAAACAGCUGUAAUCGUUUUAGGGAUGUUUUUUCUGUGCAUGGUACCUUUCUUUGUCGUUACGGGAAUCCAGGUAUACACGGACCAAAUAUUCUCCAAAACUUGGAUGACCAUACGAAUGUACACUACAGUGCUAUUAGUUUUGAACAGUGCCCUGAACCCAAUUAUUUACGCAUGUCGUUUACAGAACUUUCGUAGAGAAUUUCAGAAAAUUCUUCGCUUAAAUCGCAACGUGAACGCUGCCUCACCUCGUCCUAUACGACGACUGGAGAGCGAAUUAGGAAGUAGUGUUACUGUAAACAUAGAUGUGAGAUGUAACUCUCAACCCGCUGUACGGCACCACAUUUACUCUAAGACAGUAAGUGGCUUUUAACUGACUUGGAUUUCAGGAAGAGUGGAGUAAGCCAUUCUCUAUUUUACAAACGACACGUAUAAAAAAAGCCAACGGCAGGCAGUGUUAAUUGUCAGUUGGUAGAGUUAAGUUCACAGUAACUAGCAGAUAUGCGUUGCUACAAGGACAGCCACUUCACAAACACUUCAAAGACUGGGUUCUCAUAUCUACAUCGACCUAACAGGAUCGAUCCAUCUCCGAGGGGUUUCUCACUUAAUUACAAUUAACUUAAGAUGCUUAGAUGGCUGUCACGCCUACUGAAGCUGCUUGGGGGUAAUUUUAAUUAAAAUAUCGUUACAGAAGUAAU
Lingula anatina is the source of this 1841-nucleotide messenger RNA. RefSeq names its product beta-2 adrenergic receptor. NCBI's taxonomy places the organism in Eukaryota, Metazoa, Brachiopoda, Lingulata, Lingulida, Lingulidae. Gene Ontology annotation, molecular function: G protein-coupled receptor activity. Gene Ontology annotation, cellular component: plasma membrane. Gene Ontology annotation, biological process: G protein-coupled receptor signaling pathway. The record is from RefSeq and is a predicted model, not a curated record.